GUACAACCCCCCAACAAGUCAUCGGACCUGUCAAUCAAGCGGUCGGCGCCUUUGAAGCCGGGACUCCUCGCCUUGUCUUGGGCUCAAAUGAGCUGUUUGCUGUUGUAGCGAAACAUUGGUCUUCCACCAAGCAGCCAGCCGGGGAACGACGCCACAUCUCAACUUUUUCUCUGCAUGUGGUGGGGCGAACAUUUCCCUACUUUCUCCUGGAGGCGCUCCACACUUGAGGAUACUAUUUAAGUGAGAAAGUCACUUCUUUAUUCAUACUUUUUAAAUUUUUUAAACAUACUUUACAAGAGGAGGUGGGGGCAAAAAGUCCAAGGUGAGGGAAGUAGUCAUGCCUCAGCUCAGUAGCGGCGGAGGAGACGACCUGGGAGCGAAUGAUGAGAUGAUAGCGUUCAAAGACGAAGGAGAGCAGGAGGAGAAAAUCCAGGAGAACGCCUUCACGGAGCGAGACCUGGCCGACCUCAAGUCCUCUCUGGUGAACGAGUCGGAAAUAAAUCAAAGUCCGACCUCGGCGGCGGUCAGACGGGGACAGCAGGGCGAGCAGAGGGUCUUCCAGGACAAACACCGAGAGCAUCUCGACGGAGUGUCGAAGCAACAAGAUGGAGGCAUGUAUAAGUCGCCGGCGUAUCCCGGGUAUCCGUUCCUGAUGCUGCCGGACCCUUACCUCCCCAACAGCUCGGUUUCUCCAUCUGUAAGUCGGCUCGUCCUGUUCUUAACCCUCCUGCUGCCUGCUGGGCUCUGA
This is a messenger RNA of Poecilia latipinna (sailfin molly), 748 nucleotides long. Its product is annotated as transcription factor 7-like 2. The record is from RefSeq and is a predicted model, not a curated record. Gene Ontology annotation, molecular function: RNA polymerase II cis-regulatory region sequence-specific DNA binding; DNA-binding transcription factor activity, RNA polymerase II-specific. The coding region runs from base 338 to 748 and encodes 136 amino acids. The transcript is spliced from 3 exons. NCBI's taxonomy places the organism in Eukaryota, Metazoa, Chordata, Actinopteri, Cyprinodontiformes, Poeciliidae. Gene Ontology annotation, cellular component: chromatin; beta-catenin-TCF complex. Gene Ontology annotation, biological process: regulation of transcription by RNA polymerase II; canonical Wnt signaling pathway.